AUGGCAUCCAUUUCGGGGAUCUGCUCGUCAUCGUCGUCGGCAUUGAAAUCGCACAAGAUCUUCCCUCCGGCCUGUGCCGGAGGGAAGAACCUCCGGGGGGCGAAAUGGGCGGCGACGCCGUUGAUCGGCGGGGCCACCCGCCAGCGGGGCGGUCCGCUGCGCUCGGUGGCGCGGGACACCCCGCCCGCCGACGUUGCUUUGGGCGCCGGGGCGUCGACGCCACUGGAGAAGAAGCAGAAGAGCAGAGGUGGAGUAGAGAAGGAUCCGGUUGUGCUGUGGCGCCGCUAUGUGGACUGGCUGUACCAGAACAAGGAGUUAGGGUUGUUCCUUGACGUCAGCCGCAUCGGAUUCACAGACGAGUUCUUCGAGUGGAUGGAACCGAAGCUUCAGAAGGCUUUCGCGGACAUGCGGGAGCUCGAGAAGGGGGCCAUCGCUAACCCCGACGAGGGCAGGAUGGUGGGGCAUUACUGGCUGCGUAAUCCCGAGCUUUCCCCCACUGCGUUCCUGAGAUUUCAGAUUCAGAACACCCUCGUUAGUAUCUGCGAGUUCGCUGGAAAGGUCAUCAACGGCGAGGUCUGGCGCCUGUUUCUUUCUCUAUUAUUUUUCUGUCAUCAUUCCCUGUAUCUUUCUCCUUUGAGGAUCGUUUCAUGAUUCCUUCGCAUUCCCUUUCACGAGAUCGUCUUGCACGCGUCUAAUGAUACCCGUUGACAUCUGCGUUCCGACUAAAUGCGGGCUUCGAUUGUCAACGGGGCAUACACCGUCUCUUAGGACUUUCUUACUCUCUCUGGACUUAUAUUGACCCUACAAAUCAACUCCCUUUUGCUCGUUUCAGACUUUGGUGAUGAUCUAAGAACACUAUGCUUCUACUUCAUGCAUGUAGUUGACUUUUGCAAUGGGUUUUCAUUUGGGCAUUGGAUCUGCAUGAUAUUGUCCAGAUUUAUACCACAUAAUAUCACGUUUUAAUGAUGAGAUAAGAUUAAAUGUAUUGGUGGCUCAUGGGUCACAGAUCACUUCUUAGUGAUCUUGCAGAGAAGGAAAUAAUGCAAAAUCGAGAAUGCUCCCCCGCCAGAUGAUUUCUUCCAUUAAAGAUCAUAGUUUAACGGAGGAGUGUUAAUUUCCAGGAAGCUUGUUUGGUACUCCCACUGAAGAUAGAAGAAAAGAUAGGGUAAAUCCUAAUAACAGUCUCAGUUCUUUUUACAAAGUCUCCAGUGUCUGAGCAUGUUGAUGAAUGCUUCCAGGAUAUUGAUUCCGUCCCUUAUAUGCUAAAACUAUGAAUCAAGGUUGAGAACAUUGGAUGGGAUGGUUAUCUUCCUUCCUCAGAGGGGGUGGGUUCUAUAAAGGAGAAAUUUUAGAAGAGUAAAAAUUAGGGGAGAGAAGGACAUAUUUAAUGAUUCAGACCGCUUAUGCUUCAUAAGAGAAGAGAGGAGGAAAACUAUUUAAGAUAGUGGCGAAAAUCCAUUACACACCGCAUUUGGAGGAUGCUGUGAAAUCAGUGGGAUAUGUCAGUAGAUGGGUUUAGUUGUGCAGAAAGAUGAAGAGAAGGGGGUUUCGGCUAGGAACAAUAACCAGUGGAAAAAACCUUGGGGAUCUGUUGUGACCGUGAAAGUUUUUCUAGAGGAGAUUUUUCUCCUGACAUUUGAGCCACCUUUGUAUCUCGGGGCUACAUAAUGUGCUAAGACAUUGGAAGAAUUUGUUCUGGAGGGAUAUCCAUCACCAGCAGCGAACUGUUACUUUUUUGACGUUAAAGAGGAGAGAUGGCAUGGGAGAUUUAUGGUUGAAAGAGCUUCAUGAUUGUACUUAGAUUCUGUAAAUUUUGACUCCCAUUAUCCUUUCUCCAGACACUGGGUUCUGGAAGCUGUAUGGAGAAAGCCUUAGUGGGGACUGUUCUAUGUGUUUUGGUUUAUCAGUGUGCCUUGCCAUCUACAAAGCAUUAAACUAUCCAAUUUGUUUAUGAACAAAAGUUGUUGAUUCACCUAGCCAGGUCAAAUGUGAAAUCAUAUGGGUGUUGUAUGAAAUGACUAGUUGAUUGGAUUGAAGGAUGAAAUGAAAACAUUGGUUGGCUGUGAUUUGGGCACCUGAAGACUGUGCCUGCUAUGUGCUUCCAAGACCGAAGCUGGGUAUAGCAAGUAGGAGAAAAGUCAGGGGUAAAGGGAUAUGGCAUAAGCAGGUGAGGGGGUAAGCCUGAUGGUAGAGACGUGUCUUGAUCUCCAUUCAUUGGCAGAUCUUUUUUUUAUGAGUAAAAAAUAAUAAUAUAGACUUGGUUUAGCAUCUCCAAUCCACAUCCAAUUGAGAGGCUGAGGUAAGUCGUUGAACUAGAAAAUGCCAAGAAGAUGAGGUUUAAGAGAUACGAAUGCUCAGAUGCGGAGUAAUGUUAUUCUUUUUUCCUGCGAAUUCUUUCUUGAUCUCUGCCCGCUCUUCUAUUUUCUCUUAUUGUGGAUGACUGCAACAAAAAGGAGAGGCGAGCAGAAAGGGAGCAAUCAACGGGUAUCAGGGUUAGGGCCUAUGGAAUAGGCUUUUUGAAUGGGGCGAGGUGGGGAUGUUAUGAAGCAUCAAAUUAGCUAUUGUUUGAUUAGAAAUCCCUGAGGGAUGUUGUUGAUGAAGAAAUAGAAAAACUCAAUGUUACAGAGGGUUCUGAAAUAAGAAAUUUCUUCGACUAUGGUUUGCCCAAUUCAAUUUGCUGCAAUCCAACGUGGGAACUUCGGAGGAAUAUUUUGGCUGGGAAAGAGAAGUUUCUUUGGACUCUUUAAAAAUAAAUCAUAAGAUUGAAGACUAUUUUGAAGGGGACUCUGAAAAAAUAUAAUGUAGAGGUUGUACAAUGGUGAACGAGCACCAAAACAAUAAAUCUUUUAAUCCUGAUAGAUUUUAGAAUUUUUACUAUGAAUAUAAUUCAUGCAGCUUAGCUGGUUGAUAGCAUCGGUCGUAGAACCUAUUUAUCUCUUACUAGAACUACCUUUGCCUUCUUAACUUUCAGAGUUGAGCUCAUUUUCGGAAUCAGUGCUGUAGGCUGCAUUAUAGCUCUUCAAUUCAGUCUUGAUAUCACAUGGAUAAGUGAUUGUUUCUAUCGUAAAAUGAUUGUUUGCAUGUCCUUGAAUUGAUAUGUACAAGCUCAACAAGCCAUUGUCAGUCAUCUAGUUUGCAAUUAUGUAAUGCAGCAUUCGUGAACUAGAUUGGUUUCAGUACUGUUCUCGUUUCUCAUGUCUUUUUUGGGUCUUCUGAGAUUCCUCACUUUUAUUUUAUAUCUUUCUUAUAUUUUCUCUCUUUUUUUGUUUCCAUUCUUUCCCAAUACAUGCUUCCUUGAUUCCAUCACAAGAAUAUCUGUUCAACACCUCUUCCUUUUUUUCUCAUAUCCAUUACUUUUCUUUUCCUUUAAUUCUUUCUUUCUCAUGUCCAUUGUUGGAAUCUUGAUAUGUCUGUUAGAAAAAAAGGGGCUCUAAAGUCUCUGAAUUCGAAUCAUGUGGGCCUAUUCUGCUUAUUAUUUAGCUAAGUAGAUUCCACUCCCUUGUUGAAAACAAAUAUGCUGAGCCAAUCUUUUGGGAAACCAGAUUUCUGAUUGGGGUCUUGCAAAUGAAAUUGUGAAGGGGAGUACCAAUAAAGAAAACUUGGGAAAAGUUUUUUAGUGCACAUCUUCUUUUGUGAAUACAGAGACCAUUGAACUCAAUAUAUUUAAUUUGAAAUGAAGUGUAGAGCUCAUAUUGAAUCAUUGCUUAAUUGACAGAGAGUUGAGUUUUUAAAGAUUUAUUGGUAUAACUUUUUCACAAAGCCUUCUUUCUCGGUCGUUAGUUUUCCUGAUCGGUUUUAAGUUUCAUUAGGGAAGCCCCACAUUCGUCAGAGGUUCUUUCCAGAUUUUUCAGAGUCAUCCUAGUUUUAUAACUGAUGUCAUUAUUACCAACGUCAGAGGUUUUAAGUUUCUACAUUCUUGUACAGGUGUUGCAUGGCUGUUAGGACACCUGAAAACUUUCCUGUUCUGUUAUGUGUGAAACAUUGCUUGUUUGGGUUUAACAUGUUCUUUGUUGCUCAUAAGAGAUCCUCAAAGGGUUUUGAAUUUGGUAAGUGUAAGGGAUGUUGGAGUCGUAAAAGGUGUUACAGUAUGGUUUACGUUUCUGGUUUUUAUUUUUGCGUAAGUAGAUUGUGAAGAUUUGAGUUUAUCAGAGAGACGCUCUGGAAUUUUUUUGCUAUAGAACAUAUCAGCAAUUGUGUUUAUGUUUCUUGUUACUGUUUGUUGUUCUCUAAGGAUGAAGAACUAUGAUCUAAAUAGCUUUUCUUCUCAGAUAUCCAUUUCUUGCAACUCCACCCUAGGUUUAUCUUGUUUCUUGGCAACUUAUUCUAUUUCUUGCUUUGUUUUGUUGUUGUCUUAAAUAGAAUUACAAUCAGCCAUAGGAGUAAUGUGAAAGUCAUUAGAGUCUUUAGUCUGUGAUAGGUUAAACUGGUAAGUAAACAGUAUUCGUUUUGUAUGUUGUGGACAUUUUUUUCAUUUCUUUGGUUUUUUUUGGUUGGACACCAAAAAGGCAUAUGAGCAGGUAGAAAUACCAUAUUGGUCUGUUAAAACUUUUAACAGCCUCAAAGUUCUGGAUUAUAAAUUCUCCUUAUUCCAUUUAUCAUUUUUAGGCUUUUAUUAUAUGCAGUUACUGUCAGCUGGGUCGCACAUCCAGAUGACUAGAAUUGACAGUUCUUGCAUCCAUUUCUGAUUGAUCAUUUUUUAUGUCUUAAUCAUCCAUUUCUGAUUGAUUACACUACAUCGUAUCCGUUGCAUUAGUUUUGUGUAAAUCAUAUGGUUACCUUUUACUCCUAUCUGACAUUUCAAGUGCAAGCAGAUUAAGCCUCCAUCAUGUCCAACUGGUCGAUUUACCCAAGUGCUGUCUGUGGGAAUUGGUGGAUCUGCUUUAGGACCUCAGUUUGUUGCGGAGGCAUUGGCCCCUGAUAAUCCUCCUCUAAAGGUACGUUUUGCAUGUGCAAUUAAAUUAUAUUAUUAAUUUACGAAAUAAAGCUGUAUAAUUCUGUGUAAAGAAGUGUUUCUCAUGUGAAGCAAUGCCUUGCCAUAACACCUAUAUCGGAUACUGUUGAAAUUAAUAGACUGCAUCCUGCAUUUGAAAAUUUACAAAGCUGGGCUCUGGAUUGAAAUUCAUCUAAUUUUUUAUAUUGAUUUUUACAAGUGGAUACUGUUCUGGUUGGCCUGAUAGCAGCAUGGAUUAUUAAGUCAACCAACUCAGAAACAAAUCAACUGAUUUAAUUAGGAGUUGGCCCUGCCGACUCCAAUUUUAGGGGGAUAUGUGAUCCCGCAAGCAUUUACAAUAACCAAGAAACCUAAGGAUUGGCCGGAAGUUAGCUGAUAUUACUUAUUGGUAUAUGUAUUCGUUGCAAGAUUAGGUUUGUGCUGUAGUAUUUCUUUUUGGACAUUGAGAUGGAUAGGUUUUCGCUCUAUGAAGAGUAUCCUCUGUGAGUAAAACACGUGUGGUUAUGAGUUAGAUUCCUAGGUUGGUUGGGUUGUUGGUCAGUUUCCUAGGCUGGUUAGGUUGUUGGUCACUUUCCUAGGUUGGCUAGGCUGUUGGUCAGUUGCCCGGUUUAGUUGAGUGUCCCAUAAAUUGUGGGAUUCGACCUCGGUUUUCUUCCUUUUCUGGUUUCAGGGUACUUGUAUAUAACUAGAAAUCGUUCAAUGAAUUGAUAAGACAGUUUUUUUUUCCCGACUAUUUAUCCUUGCUUGAUUUGCGUCAGCCUCUGGUAUGCUGCUGCAGUUGUGGCUGGUGACGGUUGUACACAAGAUGCCUGGUGAGUGAUGCAGAAAGCUCUUAGGUGGCUGAUUCAAUUACUUCUCUUAGCAUUACCACAGAAUCUGUUUCAGUUUAUCUAGGACAUUGUAGCCUGUGACUUCUAUUCAAGAGAUAGGUGUUAUUGAGGUUCAUGAUGAUGAUGGCGGUGUAAGAAAGCAAACUUAGAGUCAGCGUGCAGCCAUCUAGACCAUCAUCUUCUUUAAAAUAUGUAGCCCACUGAUGUACAGUUGUUGAAGAUCGAAUAAAUAGUUUGUCAUCUCGUAGAUCAUUAGGUCAGCCUUUCAGACCAGACGUUUCACUGGUUUUCUUCUCGGGGAAAGAGGUCUAUGGCGAAGUGAAAAACUUGUGAAAAUAUUGUAUCUCUGAUCAGUCAGAAAAACUGGCCUCAUAGGUUAUCGAAGAAGGAAGGAAGUCAAUCAGAAACAUAGUUAAAUUGAAUUGUUUCAUGUAGUCCAGAGGAUAUGAUAUAUUACAGUAGGGUAGACUUUGAGCUUUCUGAAUUUAUCAGCUGCAUGGGUUGUACUUUCAAAAAGAAAUACGCUGCAUCAUCCACGUGAUUUGGCCUGGACCUUUGAUGGGUUUCUCCUGCCCAAAACGUUGGAAUAUUCUGCAGAAAGGAACUAUAUCUUUCAAAUGAAGGGGGGGUUUUACUUUCAGAAUAUCAGCUUUCUAGGUGACCAUGUUUCGUUUGGAGUCUUACACCAGGGCCAGCGAUGGUCAUAGAGUCGUCCAUGUCAAAGGUUAGAAAGAGGGCAGGCUACUCGGAGCUUUUGCCUCUUUUUUUAAAAAUGAUUACGACUUGAUCUUCUUUGUAAUUGCUUCAAUGUUUCUAGACUUGAUUCUAGUUUUGUGGAUUAUACCCUGGAACUCAAAAUCAUGUUUCUUGCUGAUGUUUACUCCUGAAGGCAUAAUUUUUGUGGUGUAUCUCUCAUUAGGCUUUAUAAUUACAUUUUAUUUUGCACUGAUCCAAUAAUUUUUGUACAAGCUUCUGAAAUCCAAUCUUAGAAUGACGUUUUUACUCUUCUGUUUAAUUGUGGCUCAUGUGGCAGAUAAGGUUUAUUGAUAAUACAGAUCCGGCGGGAAUUGAUCAUCAAAUUGCACAGCUUGGGCCUGAAUUAGCAUCUACACUUGUCAUUGUGAUUUCUAAGGUAUGUUUGAGAUAUUGGUUUCUUUUUCUAGCAUGCAUGCAAUCUUGUUUGCUUCACAAACUUGUUCAUUAGACUUCUUUCCCCUUUUACUCAUACAGAGUGGAGGGACGCCUGAAACGCGAAAUGGCUUACUGGAAGUACAGAAAGCUUUUAGAGAAGCAGGGUUGGAUUUCUCAAAACAGGUCUUGACUUUGCUUCUGUUUCAUUUUCUUCUUAAUCUUGUCUUGCCAUGAAUGAUCCCCUCCCUCUAUCAUCAAAAACAUUGCAAGUGCCUUUGCUACCUUGAAGUAUGUCAUGAAUAAUAGGUUCCAUAAACUGUAGAGUGAAAAAUAUGGCGCUGGAUCAUUUAGUUUUCUUAAUGUUAAUGUUUGGUUAACCUUUUGAGCAUCUCUUGCCUUAAUCAAGGAAAAACCAACAAAGAUAUUGACUUUUCCUCGAUAUCAUGAAAAUAAAGAACUUUUUUUAAUAUGCACUAUCGAUCAAACCAAGUUUUGAAUGAGCGAAGGUUUUACUGUGUUGUCCAUGCGUGUUAAAAUUCAGUUAGAAAGACAUUUUUGCUUUACAUGAUGCUGUUUCAUUUUAUGUCAUGUCAAUUCAUAGAAAAAUUGCAGGUUUUAUACAAUUAGCCUUAAACCAAAAAGGAAAACUACCUAGGUUGAAUGCCACGAUUUAUAGCAUACUCAACCAAAUUAGGAAACUGACCAACAACCUAACCCUUAAUUAUACUUCUUUCGCACAGAAAUAAAAUCCGAUCAUAUUAUGUUCUAAUGGUGAGAUCUUGCUAGGGUAAAAUAAUUUUGUGGUUUUUAUGUUCUAAUUGUUCAAUACUGUCUGAGAUAUUAUCCUGUUUUUUCCUAAUUGUACUUGGAACAUUCUUCGUUGAUCAUGUGCUAUAUUAAUUCAAUUUUCAACAAAGAGAUCAUUAUUUAGAGGUUGUUGGCUGGCAAAUAUAGAGGCCAUUAUGUUUACUAUGGAUUAUGUGGAACCUUGUCAUGGUUGUGCUAUAUAUACCGACCGACCAGCAAAGUGUCAAGUAUCUUGUUAUUUUCCAAGUUGUGCAAUAACGCCUUAAACAGUUCGGUACGUUUUUAUCAUAAUUUAUGAUAAAAAGAUCUGAUGGAGAUACUUUCAUAUUGUUUGUGAUUACUCCAGGGAGUUGCAAUAACACAAGAAAAUUCUCUGUUAGAUAAUACUGCCAGAAUUGAAGGUUGGGUGGCAAGGUUCCCAAUGUUUGAUUGGGUGGGUGGUAGAACUUCAGAGAUGUCUGCAGUUGGUUUACUUCCAGCUGCCCUUCAGGCAUGUUAUUCUGAACUUAGCUCAUGAUUAUUUGUUAACUGUAAACCUUGUGGAAGCUUCUACUGAUUUCGUAGUGACUUCGAAAUCAGGGAAUUGAUAUCAAAGAAAUGCUUGUUGGUGCAUCCAUAAUGGAUGAAGCAAAUCGAAGUACUGUGGUAUGCACUACCAUUUGUCUUGUUAUUCUUUUUCUUGUUGUUUGGUGUGGUUUCUAUGUAUAUGAUUGUAAUUGGGUUUACAACAUAAAAGAAGGGACUCAUUUUUUGGCUUUCAUGAUUAGGAGCAGUAUUUAUGUGUUCAUGUCUAGAGAACUUGUUACUGGGCUCAUGUCUUGUGUAAAAUGAGUUUUCUUGUGCUGUUAUGAUUCUGCAGGGGUAUGCAAUACUAUUAUACAAUUUCGUAGUUAUCCUUUCUAUUCCAGAAUUUUGUCCCAUAACACCCAUCAUUCGUAGCUUAAAUUGAAUGUGUUUUCCCAGCCAAGUGACGAUAAAUCACACUAUCACGGGGAUCCUUUUCGGAAAAUCUCACAUUUUAAAGCCAUCCUUUUCGUCAGUAGGUGAAACAUUCAUCCCUUUGUCCAUUUGGUCAUAUUUUAGCCGCCAUAUUCGUUCUCAUUUGCUAUGAAUCACAAUUGACCUAAGCAUGGCAACAGUUUGUUGGGAAUGACCCACCCAGCCAAUAAUGAUGACUGAGGGAGUGGAGACUGCAGGAGGAAGGCAUGUGUCAUUGGCAUAGGUGCUGGCCUUUUAUCCUUUCCUCUGACAAAAGCGGCAGCAAAUGGUACUGCUGUCACUCGUGUGAAUCAUGUGACUUGGAGUGAUAUUUCAUGAAAUCUUGCAUCUCAAUGAUGCGAACCCUCAAUGGAGCGGGAUAUUCCUCCAUGUACGUAUUUAAUCAAUCCUUUUGGCUUCAGGAAGACUGAAGAUCAGAGUUAUGCCCGUUUUCAUGGUUCAGAAAAACUCGGAUAUGAUUUUAAAACAAUAUUCAAUUUUCUUCAUUUUUAAACAAUUGAGAAAAAGAUUCUUACAAGGUUGCGAUUGCCAUCCAGUAGCAAAACCCUCAAAGGAGAAAAAAGUUUUAUCUUUGUUGUGUAGGCAUCUCACCACUCGGGUUAACCUCUUGGCUACAUUUUUUUGGUUUGACAUGUGUCAUGUCUUUAUAUGUUCACCCUCAUGCAUGCAAGCCUAUCAGGAGAGUCUCCUAGGGAAAGCUGUGGCCCAUUUCGCCUGGUUAGCCGCCAGAGGAAAGCACCUCAGUUUUUUGCUUGUGUCUCUAGCAGAUGAACUAUAUGCCUGCUUAAUUUUUCUCUGUUAAAGUUUUAUUUUCUGUGCCUUGUCUGUAAGUUUUUCGAAAGAAAAUUGGUGAAAUAUUUUUCUCAUAUAUUUUAUUUCUUAUAUAUAUAUUUUUCAAGCUGGUUGCAAAGAUCAACUUUAUUUUUGUUGCUUCUUUUGUACAUUAUUUUCUUGUGUACAGAGCGCAGGCGCGUUUGUAUUAUCUUCUAACCCGCGGAUUCUGAUUCUCACAUUUGUUAUCCAGGUGAAGAACAAUCCUGCAGCUUUACUUGCUCUGUGCUGGUACUGGGCUUCCGAUGGAGUGGGAUCCAAGGUUGUGCAUCUAAGUGAUAUUUGUAAACUACAAGGCUAAAACUUAACAAGAUAUUUCAUCUAAUGAGUUCCAUCUGUUGAUCUGAACAGGACAUGGUUGUGCUUCCCUACAAGGACAGCCUACUAUUAUUUAGUCGAUACUUGCAACAGUUGGUCAUGGAAUCACUUGGCAAGGAGUUUGAUCUUGAUGGGAAUCGGGUAUCCAUGCUGUUACUAUUCGGAAAGUUAUUGUCAAUAAUCUGCAUAGAUGUGUGAAUACUCUAAUCGUUGAGGGUUCAUAUAUGCAUGCAUAUUUACUUAAAGAUUGAAGGUCAGUUCACAAGUCAUAGGAACAAUCUCACUCGGAAGAAGUGGAAUUGAUACAUCACAAUAUUCAGUCCCUAUUAAGUUUGCGUGAUCAGUUUGAUAUAUAUCCUUGAUUCAUCAAUGCCUAUUCCUUUCAUUGUCAAGGUGUUAUUUCAAAACAUAUUAUCCUUUUUUUGGUAAAAAGGGGCUGUUUGGAUAUAUCUCAUUUCAAGAUAGUGCGAAAGGAAUUUUUUUUGGAAUCUUUGUGGUCGAGGUUUUUCUUUCAUUUCCAUUGAAUGUUCAUGCACCUUAUUUGGGCUACAAUUACCAUUCUGUCAACCUCUUUACAACUAAGGCCAUCCACUUCAUUUAGCAGGCUGAUCUCAGCUCCUUCCAGUGGUUGCGUCUUUCAAUGUCACCAGUUUAGGAUCGCAGCAUGGGAAGACCCUUGACCUUGUAGUCAAUCAAACUGAUCAAGAAUUCAACUUAAACGUCUUAGGUAACGUGUUUGUCGAUCAAUAACUUAUGCUGCUGGCCCUAAUGGAUCAAGGGAGUCUCAAAGCUGUAUCUUGACCCUGAGAUUUAGAAUCAAUGCUAAAGAGCUGUGAGGAUUGGGACGUCCCUGGGAUGCAACUGAGGGAUGAAGAACAGCAUAUCUGUCCCCUUAGUCACAAUUGUACUCUUAGCCAUCUUUACUUUAGUCGAAAGAAAUAAAAUAUGGAAGCAACUUCCAUCUGAAUAAUACGAAGGCAAGAAACAAAACGGGGAACAGGUGCUGCACUAUCCCUUUGAAAUGAUCUUUCUUGACAAGAGAACAUUGAUCCAUAAAAUGAAGCUUUUAUCUUCAGAUUCGUAAAAUUGUUUACUUUUUUUGUUUUGGCAUUUGCUUGGUUUUGCUUUUUUUGACAUAUGGGUCAUAGGGUGUAAAGAAUCGAUUAUGGUUGCCCAUGGUCAACUGCUGCUACCACUGGCUGGUUAUGCUCAGAUGCAUGACUCUGGUUUGGAUCACUUUAGUGAGAAGAUCCUAUCAUCAACUUAAAUAUUAUUACUUUCUGUAGAAUUCUCUUGACCUCCUAUCAGAUUUUAUUUUUAACUUGUUUAUAAAUAUGUAUUACUUGGGUAGCACAUUCUUCUGUUUUGGACUUGUAAGGGAGUUUUCUGGCAUUUAUAGUUUGCAUCUGUUGUGUACGACAUUAGUGAUGACUGUUUUAUUAGCGAUCAACAUGUCUGACCAGGACACAUAUUACAUAUUUAUUAGUGUUCCUCUUCCCUAUUGCUGAAGUACUGAUGAGAGGAUCUCACCGGACCAUUACUUUUCUUUUCUUCUACAGGUAAAUCAGGGCCUCAGCGUCUAUGGAAAUAAAGGAAGCACUGAUCAGCAUGCGUGAGUUAUGCCUUGGCUUUCUGACUUAUUUAGUACAUCUCCAGAUUGAAGCCAGACUUCACCUUUGAAGCAUUGUGACCUAAUUUUUCAGUUAUAUUCAGCAAUUAAGGGAGGGGGUCCACAACUUUUUUGUGACUUUUAUCGAAGUGUUGCGUGAUAGGCCUCCUGGCCACGACUGGGAGCUCGAACCAGGGGUUACAUGUGGUGACUACUUAUUUGGAAUGAUGCAGGUUAGCCCUGAACCUUGUCAGCUCUUCUUGCUGACUAAUACCUUGUUUUACUUCAAUAACUAGGGAGUAUUGCUGUACAAAAGAUCUGCAUCAUAAUGCUCACAACUUCUCGGCUGCCUGAAGAUCAUAAGAUGCUCGUGUGAAGCCAGGAAGCUGCAUAUUUACUGGGUGCAGUUCGAGUGAUGACUCAUUGUGAUGCCUGACUUUAGGGAAUAGUGUUUUCCUGUAGCAAAUGAGCGGAAGUAAGAAAAUGCACUUAUUUUUGAUGAUUCCUCAUGAAACAGUUCAUCAAACGAAAUAAAUAGGAAUUCAUCAUUGUUUCUUCACAGGGUUCCCUGAUCUACAGAAUUGAAGAUUGAUUCAGCUUGUGAGAUGACGCGUUCAUAUAGUUUCUUCACAUCUUUCCUUUUUUCAGAAUCAUUGCAUCGCAUCUUAAAUGUUUCAAAUAUGAAUGCUUAUAAAUAUUCUUCAAUUUAGUUAAAUCUUCCUUUAUGUUCUUUUUCCCCUCUGGUUUGCUUUUGGCGUUGGUACUUUGCAGUGUAGUAACAAAGUGCAUCAUUAUCUUCUUCCUUUGUAUGAACACAGUUUAACAGUUUUUUUUCCUACUUUAGCCGUUGGCUAGCUGCACUCUCAUUGUCCUCUGAAUUUCUCCCCUUGAAGUGGGUCAAGCACUGUGCUGGAUUUCUGCUUUGAGACCAUGCAUGCAUCUAACUCAAUAUGACCUCAUUUUAGAUGCAAAGCCAAUACUCAUGCUUCUUUUCUUUUUUUCCUACAUCUAAUAAUAAUAAUAAAAAUAAAAAUAAUUAAUUUGCACGUACGCUUGAUUUAUUGAUAAAGCUUCCAUUUGGGCCUUAACCUUUUCAGGGAACCCGAGCAGCUCUCUAUUCUAAUGACCGUGAGUCAAUCACAGUCACUGUGCAGGAAGUUACUCCAAGGGCUGUGGGGGCCCUGAUUGCUCUCUAUGAGCGAGCUGUAGGUCUUUAUGCAUCGUUGGUCAACAUAAAUGCUUACCAUCAGCCAGGUGUGACCUUGAUUCAAAUCUCCUUACAACUCAUCCUUUCAAGGCAGCAAGCCUCUUAUUGUUCCACUCCGUCCUCCUCUGUGAUUUGCAGGGGUUGAAGCUGGUAAAAAGGCUGCAGGAGAAGUGUUAGCCCUUCAGAAGAGGGUCCUUACUAUUCUGAAUGAAGCCAGGUAUCUCCAUUAAAUGAACCGAAGGUUACUCACGUUGUUGUUUUUAGUAAUUCAAAGGAAAAAACAUCAGGCUUCUAUGUUGACAACUUUGCUGCUCCAGCUGCAAAGAGCCAGUCGAGCCAUUGACACUUGAGGAAAUUGCAGACCGCUGCCAUGCUGCUGAGGAGGUAUGAAGAACAAAUUGAACCGAAUAAACCAGUUUUGGUAACUCUUUUUAUGCCUGCUGUAAAGUGAAAAUUGUGGCCAUGUUGUUCAGAUCGAGAUGAUCUACAAGAUAAUCGCACAUAUGGCUGCCAAUGACAGAGCGAUUAUUGCUGAAGGCAACUGUGGUUCUCCCAGAAGUAUCAAGGUUUUCCUUGGUGAGUGCAAUGUAGAUGACCUUUUUACAUAA
Molecule: messenger RNA, 13291 nt
Organism: Spirodela intermedia
Lineage: Eukaryota; Viridiplantae; Streptophyta; Magnoliopsida; Alismatales; Araceae
Source: the annotation of a GenBank genome assembly